AUGUGCAGCUAUUGGGUUGUAUUAACCUUUUGCUGCUUGGGACAGCUGUGUGCAGAUCAAAGCCUGAAGCCUCAGCUUGCAGCCUCUCAGCUUGCUACCAACAAUCCCACUCUCACUACAGUUGCCCUAGAGAAACCUUUCUGUAUGUUUGACAGCUCACUGUCUCCAAAUAAAUCUUACAUCAUCUACUUAUAUGCAAUGAAGGAAUCAGCAAGUGCAAUAAGCUCCCUGGUGACCAACAACAGCAGCAAACCACUCGACAGCACCUUCCAACAAACAAGCGGGGGGCAGCUUGGACCUUACAAGGCUGCCUUGUUCAAGGUACCCAAUUGUGCAUCACCUCCCAAACUUGCUGAUGUAGGAGAUGUCAACAAAGUGUCUGAUGUCCUGAAACGAUACCUCUUCAGAGUCGGGGAUGACGGGACUUGUUUGUACGACCCAAACUUCCUAGGUGUCUGUAACCCACCUCUUGCACCAGACACAACAUACAGGUUUAAAUAUGUGUUGCUAGAUACCACUGAAAGUAUCAUGAAAGGCCAAACUCUCUGGUCUGAUCCAAUCAAAACCAGAAGAGGGGAUCAGACAGUUCUGCAAAGACAAGGUGCAUGUCUCAAACUAUUCAACAAAGUGAACCGAGACCACAGUUAA
Molecule: messenger RNA, 648 nt
Organism: Nipponia nippon (crested ibis)
Lineage: Eukaryota; Metazoa; Chordata; Aves; Pelecaniformes; Threskiornithidae
Source: RefSeq, a predicted model, not a curated record